Nanorana parkeri is the source of this 1890-nucleotide messenger RNA. RefSeq names its product ariadne RBR E3 ubiquitin protein ligase 2 (gene ARIH2). Gene Ontology annotation, cellular component: cytoplasm; ubiquitin ligase complex. The transcript has 15 exons. The record is from RefSeq and is a predicted model, not a curated record. The coding region runs from base 258 to 1748 and encodes 496 amino acids. Lineage: Eukaryota; Metazoa; Chordata; Amphibia; Anura; Dicroglossidae. Gene Ontology annotation, molecular function: ubiquitin protein ligase activity; zinc ion binding; ubiquitin conjugating enzyme binding. Gene Ontology annotation, biological process: ubiquitin-dependent protein catabolic process; positive regulation of proteasomal ubiquitin-dependent protein catabolic process; protein polyubiquitination.
GUGACGUCAGGGCAGAGAGAAGCACUUCCUGUUGUAGACAUUCGGUAGAGAGAGGCUGGCGGAGGUGGAGCGGCUGAGGGGAUUAGCGCCGCCUCCCCCGGGACUUUGUGGCUGAGCUGAGUGUCGGAGAGAGAGGAAGGUCCCGGCUAGCAUACUACAGACCCAGAUGGGUGCCAGAAAGCAGCGUGGUGUCCUACAGUAAAGUGGGCAUGCACAGGAUUUUAUAGCUCUAGUCCAGGCCUCCCCCCGAUGGUAAAAUGUCUGUCGAUAUGAACAGUCAAGGUUCAGACAGCAAUGAAGACUACGAUCCUAUUGGUGAGGAGGAGGAGGAAGAGGAGGAGGAGGAGGAAGAAGAUGACGACCCAGGAGAUAUAGAAGAUUACUAUGUUGGGGUUGCUAAUGACGUGGAGCAACAGGGUGCAGACUCAUUUGACCCAGAGGAAUACCAGUUCACCUGUCUCGCCUACAGGGAAUCGGAGAGCGCGCUCAAUGAGCAGAUGGUGAACUUGGCUUCCAUGCUGCAGGUCUCUCAUUCUGUGGCAAAACUCAUCCUAGUUCACUUUCAUUGGCAAGUCUCAGAAAUUUUAGAACGGCAUAAAACGAAUUCUGUUCAGUUGUUGGUUGACGCCAGGGUUCAGCCAUCAUCGUCUAAAAAUGUAAUGGCACAUUCCUCCCAUCACUGCGCGGUGUGCAUGCAGUUUGUCCGGAAGGAGAACCUGCUGUUCCUGGCUUGUCAGCAUCACUUCUGUCGCAAUUGUUGGGAGCAGCACUGCACGGUUCUGGUGAAGGACGGGGUCGGUGUGGGGAUUUCCUGCAUGGCCCAAGACUGCUUGCUCCGAGCGCCAGAAGAUGUUGUGUUUCCUUUACUGCCUAUUGAGGAGCUAAAAGACAAAUAUAAACGCUAUCUCUUCAGGGAUUAUGUGGAGAGCCACUAUCAGUUACAGCUUUGCCCUGGUGCAGACUGUCCUAUGGUCAUACAGGUUCAGGAGCCAAAGGCUCGGCGAGUGCAGUGCAACAGGUGCAAUGAAGUCUUCUGCUUUCGUUGCCGCCAAAUGUAUCAUGCUCCCACAGACUGCGCCACCAUCCGGAAGUGGCUGACAAAGUGUGCGGACGACUCGGAAACUGCAAACUACAUCAGUGCUCACACUAAAGAUUGUCCCAAGUGCAAUAUUUGUAUUGAAAAAAAUGGAGGGUGCAAUCACAUGCAAUGUUCGAAAUGCAAGCAUGACUUUUGCUGGAUGUGCCUUGGCGACUGGAAAACACACGGCAGCGAGUAUUAUGAGUGCAGCCGGUAUAAAGAGAAUCCCGACAUUGUAAACCAGAGUCAGCAGGCCCAGGCUAGAGAGGCCCUCAAGAAAUAUCUCUUCUACUUUGAGAGGUGGGAGAAUCACAAUAAAAGUCUGCAGCUGGAAGCCCAGACCUACCAGCAAAUCCAAGAAAAGAUCCAGGAACGGGUCAUGAACAACCUUGGCACCUGGAUUGACUGGCAGUACCUACAGAAUGCUGCCAAACUGCUGGCAAAGUGCCGAUACACUCUGCAAUAUACAUAUCCCUAUGCUUACUACAUGGAGUCAGGCCCCAGAAAGAAGCUCUUUGAGUAUCAGCAGGCACAGCUAGAGGCGGAGAUUGAGAACCUUUCAUGGAAAGUGGAAAGAGCAGACAGUUAUGACAGAGGGGACCUGGAAAACCAGAUGCAUAUAGCUGAGCAGCGCAGGAGAACUUUGCUAAAGGACUUUCACGACACAUAAGCAUCAGAAGCCCGUUUUGUCCUAGGAAAGCUUGAGCAUGUGGUGGAGUGACGGAGACUUGAUGCUGCAACGAAACACAAGUAGCUUUGAGGAAUGUGAAGAAAAUCCACCUCGUUAACCCUGCUCGCUGUACCAAACCAAA